GACCAGAGGCUCCAUGGGGCCCCUUCCAUGCUAUCAUCCCAAGGUGGGGAGCCCGGCAGAGACAGUUUCCCACCCCUCUUGCAGGCCUCGUUGAUCUCGCAGGAGCAGGGUUAGGCGUGGAAUGUGUUCGUUCUGUGCCGUGAAAUGGUUGCUGCUGUUAGGUGGAGCACCGACUCCUACAUAUCAGUGUUGACAGCUCAUAGGUACUGAAGAAGCUGACUUCUUUUGUUUCCCUCGCCAAGAUGCCCAGCGAGAGCCUCCAGAGUAGCAGUGGGGUGGUGGAGGAGCCUGCCUUAAGGGAGGGUAAGGGUGGGGCACAGAGCCCUCACUGCAACUCCUUGCGCAGGGCUGUAGCUACUGCAGUGACCUUCGAUGGAGAAGCCACCACCGAGAGACGGAAGAAGAGGAAGAAGGAGUCCCGCCCAGAAUCGAUCAUCGUCUACCGAUCGGGGAACGAGAACAAGGUGGAUGAAGAACAGGUGGAGGAGGAUGGGGGCGAGAGAAGCUCAGAGGAAGGUUCCAAGUUCUUGGGACACUCUGCCGAUGGUUCUUGGGCCAUGCCAUUAGAUAGCAGAUACGUUACUUUAACUGGCACCAUCACAAGAGGAAAGAAGAAAGGCCAGAUGGUGGAUAUUCAUGUUACACUCACUGACAAGGAGCUGCAAGAACUGGCCAGGUCGAAAGAGCCUCCCAAAACGGACAUCCCUGAAGGGAAAAAAGCUUGUGAGGUUGGGCUUUCUAAAGGCCCCCAUGUCCUUCUCUGGAGCCUCACCUGUCUCCCCGUCAUCUUCAUCAUGUCCUUUGUGGUGUCCUUUUACUAUGGCACCAUUGCUUGGUACAAUGUCUUCCUGGUCUACAACGAAGAGAGGACCUUCUGGCACAAGAUCACCUUCUGCCCUUUCCUAAUUAUCUUCUACCCCAUCAUCAUCAUGGUGGUGUCCUUCUCUUUGGGCCUCUACACAGCAGUGACACAGAUCUCGUGGGCCUUUGGGGAUUGGUGGCAUGCCGUGAGGGAUAUGGAGAAAGGAUUCUGUGGCUGGCUGUGUAGCAAGAUGGGCCUGGAAGACUGUUCCCCGUACAGCAUUGUUGAGCUACUAGAUUCUGACAAUGUCUCCGGGAGCUUGUCAGCCAAAGGCUCAGCCCAAGGUGAAGAGAUUUCAGCUGUCUGAGCCUUUGCUUUAAGUGUCUCUAACUUUUCAUGUUCACUUGCAUUGCAGAUGUACUUCGGGAGGCAUGCACGUACAGUGGUACCUCAGGUUAAGUACUUAAUUCGUUCCUUAACCUGAAACUCUUCUUAACCUGAAGCAUCACUUUAGCUAAUGGGGCCUCCCGCUGCUGCCGCCGGAGCACAAUUUCUGUUCUCAUCCUGAAGCAAUGUUCUUAGCCCGAGGUACUAUUUCUGGGUUAGCGGAGUCCGUAACCUGAAGUGUCUGUAACCUGGAGCGUAUGUAACCUGAGGUACCACUGUACAGUCGAGUCUUAGGGAAAAAAGCCAAUUCAAACAUUUGGAGUGGGGCAUGGGGAGAAAAGGGGGACAGUCCUUCCUAAAUGGUACCACUUCAAAACCAAGGGGUGAUUACAAGUUUUAAUACAUUCCCCACCCUGCCCCCAUCAAAAAUCUUCUUCUUGUGAAAAGCUAAAGUGUUCAAGGAAAGUUCCAGCCUAGCUGUGUUUUUGAUUUCCUAUUAUGUCUGACCCACCCAGACCCAGUUUACACCACUCCAGGCUACAGAUGAAGGGUCGCCUGUUUGAAUACAUUAAAUGUCUUCCUGUACAUUCAAAAGCAGCACAUAAUUGAGAAGAGUAAACUCUUCUGACAUGUCUCUCCUGUGUGUGUAGGAAUUUGUUUUUUUUGUGCGAUAACAUCCAACCCUCAUUCCCUAUCCACUGCCUGAUAUGGUUCAGCCCAGGUACAGCUUUGCCACUCAAGUCCACUGAUUGUACACACUGGCAUUUAGAUUCUCAAGCGAAUAUGAAGUGCCAAUGUUCUGGGUGAAGAAUCUCCCAUUCUUUAUAAGAUGACCAUUCAUGACUGGCUACUAAUAUUGCUGAUCUGAUCAGUGCUCUCUGUUGUGUUUUAUUAAAGCGCACAGUUUAGUGACAAAAAGUCUGCUGUUUGGCAGGGGGUGUUGCUUGGUUGGGAGAGGCGGGGAAAUAAUAAAAUUUGCCCCCAAACAUUUUUAUUUUGCAAACUGGAUCUUCCAGUGUGAAGACACAGAUGCAAUCUUCCACUUGAUGCCUGCCUUCCUUGUGUUGAAAAGCAGGAGCUAACAGGUGCUAUGGAUAAUGACUGCAAUCUGAAAUGCACCAAGUAUGUUGCAUUAAGACAGGGCCCAGGGACAACUACCCAUAGCCUGUGAUUCUGUAGGACACUGUCUUAAAAACUAGAGUCCCAAGAACUGUCUCUAGGGAAAGAAGCGAGGAACCUGAACCCUCCAAGCCCUGUCAGUCCCUUCCUUAUUUUACCUGACCCCCAAAGAGUUUUUCAGUGGCUUGUCCCCCCCCCCCCAUUUAGUCACCACAAAUUUUAAAUCUAUGUAAUGUUUGUUAAAAGGUGUUAACUCUAGUGUCUAGUUUAGCCAAGCUGAAUUAGAAGUUUUCCUUAAUAUAAUAUAAUGGAAUGGGGUGGGGGUGGGGAACCUGUACAAAAAAGAUGCACGUGUAAAUCAAGUUGUAUGUUUGUGUAACUGAUUAGCACAAGCCUUAUUGAUUGCACAGAUUAUAUAAUGGGGGAGAGGGAAUUGAUAUCAUAAAUGCUACAAUAGAGUGCUCUUUCUUACUGUUUGUGUAGGGCAGAUACUGUGGUAUUUGGGGCUGGUAAUUACACAGCACCUACAUAAAUGUUCUGUUUUCUACUAUGCAUUCUUGGGCUUUCUUGCUCCUUAGUCUACUGCAGUUUUCCCCAACCCAGGUGCCAUCCAGAUGUUGCUGGGCUCUUCCCUUUCAUCAGCCUCAACCGAUAUGGUUGCUGGAGUCCAGAGCAUUUGGAGACCACCAGUUUGGGGAGGCCUGAUCUGUUGACCCCUGUGGGAUAAGCAAGGUUGAGCCCAAGUGCUGGUGCUAUUUGUAUUUGCCUUUGGUAUGCCUUUCUGAGCUGUAGUGUCUUCUCUUAUCACAAGCUUUAGUCGCCUAAUGCUGCAAAGUGUCUGUAAAGCUUACUAACUUUAUUAAAAGCCAUGCUAUAGUUGAAAAGCACAAUGUAAUUUCCUUCCUCCACUCACAAUGUAUGCUGAUUGUCUGCCAUUGGGUGUGUUCAGAUAUAACACUAUUUGAGGAGUGGUGCCUUUUGGAAAGUAUGUUUGUCACAUUCUGUUCAAAUAAACUUAUUUUCUUUCCUGAUCAACCUGGGGCGGGGGGGGGGGGGGCGACAAUUCUGCAAUUUUGUAUCAUAAGGUGUCUGCGCACAGCACUGACUGGCUGAUACCAGUGACAUUAUCAAUCCAUUCCUCCCCUGUCCAGAGCAGUUUUGCAACUUCAAAAAGACCUUUUUUUUAAAAAAAAGGUGACCAGGAACACUUAAAAUCACAAAUGUAUAUUAAGUUUUAAUAAAUAAUUCUUUAACAGGUCAACAACCUGCCCAAGACAUGGCAGGAGGAGGUGCAAGACUGAUGACUAAAUCUGUGUUUUAGUCAUUGAUAUGUGCACCCAUCAUUUUAUAUUAGAAGUGGGAAGAAUGUAUCUCAGGAUCUACUGGUGGAGCUCUAGAUAAGUUGCAAUAGUUCCCUGUACCACCCACCCUGGUAAAUUAGGCUGCAGAAAGGGAUACCUUUGGAAAACCAGGACUGGAUUUAGUGUGAAAGGCUUGUGAGCUCAGUUCUAUUACAUUAAUCGCAAUGUCUUGAUUGGGUAUGUGCUGAGAAGUAGACUUAAUUCUCCUUGCAUGUUCACUCUCACUUUUGGCUCUGGUUGGUGCAUCUUGAGGUUCUAGUAAAAACGAAAGUAGAUCAUGCAAGGUCGAAGGCUGCCCACCUCUGAUUUACAGUGUGGCUGAAGUCAGGGUAAAUUCUGUGGUGGCUCCUGCUUUAAUGAUACAUCUGUAGGCACCCACUGUUAACUUGCUGGACUUCCCCAAAGAGGCUUCCUAGCUGAAUGUGUCUAGUUACUCCCAUGUUUGUAUUGGGGGAUUUAAAUACUUUCCCCCUAAUAUUUAUUUAUAUAUUUCUGUCCCGCCUUGAUCUUUGGCCUCAAAUGUGUACCCUUUCCCCUUUCCUUCCUUGACUUAUAUUAAAGUGCUAUGGAUGUUGA
Podarcis raffonei (Aeolian wall lizard) is the source of this 4245-nucleotide messenger RNA. RefSeq names its product transmembrane protein 169 (gene TMEM169). The coding region runs from base 243 to 1169 and encodes 308 amino acids. The transcript has 3 exons. NCBI's taxonomy places the organism in Eukaryota, Metazoa, Chordata, Lepidosauria, Squamata, Lacertidae. The record is from RefSeq and is a predicted model, not a curated record.